Molecule: messenger RNA, 753 nt
Organism: Mytilus trossulus (common blue mussel)
Lineage: Eukaryota; Metazoa; Mollusca; Bivalvia; Mytilida; Mytilidae
Exons: 6
Coding region: 46-735 (229 amino acids)
Source: RefSeq, a predicted model, not a curated record
UUUAAAAAAAUACAUGUGAUUUAUGACAAAAAUGAGACGAAUGCAAUGGUUGUUGCCGGUCAUCCAUAUUAUUAUGAAUUGGAGUGCAAAACUGGUGGAUACGUUGCAAGAGCUACAGCUGUUCCAUUUUUUAUAGGGUCAACAAAACCAACUUAUAUCCAUAAAGAUUUCACACCUUCGAACAGACCAGGGAUUACGAUUGAAAUUUACAAAGGAACAGACAAAUUAUCAACGACGGUUUACAUCGGAGAAUUAUUAUCCUUGAAAAUAACUGGACCAGGUAACAGCAAAGUGUUUCCUAUCAAUUGUAACGCAACCAGCAAUAAUAUUGUAUACCCGCUGUGGGCUAACACUACCUGUUUAUCCAAUGACAAAGCCAUCAUGGGGGAUAAGUGGACACUCAGCAAUGAAACAAUUUCGAUAGCCAUGUAUGCCUUUCGUUUUGUUGAUUCAAGCAGUGUGACGAUUGAAUGCUCCGCUUAUAUUUGUCCAUCAUCAGAUUCAGUAUGCACCAAAGCAGUAAACACCUGUCAACCAAAUGCAGCAGGCAGACGAAGACGUAACUCCAACAUAGAAUCCCACCCUCUGCAUGAAUACAAAGAAGAGACUUCGUCUGUGUCAUUUACUGUUGCUGAUCGCUAUAACGAUGCAAAUGGAAGUGAAGGAGUAUCUGGGAAUAUGAUUCUGUAUCUUACAGCAGUGUUUAUUACCAUGUGUUGCCUAGUAAGAGAGUGAUAACAUGAAAGACAUGAA